AUGAGCACCACCACUACGACUAGCAUCAAGGCUCGCUGGGCUCAGCGGCUCAUCCGCAUCAAGCUUGCGGCGGAGCUCAACGCCCUUCAGGAGAAGGAGUCAUUCAGAGGUGGUCACCCAGAGGGCGGUCUGGCAGGUUGGCUUCCAAUCUCCAGCACAGAGGGACCUUUCACCUGGGACAACCUGCCUCAUGAUAUAAGUCUUGAACACGACGAGGGCCAUCGUCAUUUCCACGACGGCGAUGGCGCUGGCGACUUUACCCCGCCAGCUCACAAAGUCUGCAUUGUAGGCGCCGGUGUCGCGGGCCUCUACAUCGCGAUGAUCCUCGACAGCUUGAAGAUUAGUUAUGAUAUCCUCGAGGCUAACACGAACCAUGUGGGCGGACGUUGUUAUACGUACCGCUUCAGCGAGGAACCACACGAUUACCACGACAUUGGCGCCAUGCGAUACCCCAAGAUUCCCACCAUGCAACGCACCUUCGACCUGUUCGAACUCACCAUGAUGCCCUUGAUCCCAUACUACCUGGAUGGCCCAGAAAACCCCAAGCUCUUCAAUGACCGUUUCUUCGCUCACGGCAUCAUUGACCCCUAUCAUGCGAGCAGAAGAAACGGUGGCGGCGUCCCCGAUGAUGUUGUCGACAAUGUUGACAAGCUUCUCAACGAUGCUUUCGGACCAUACAAGGACGAACUUGCCAAGGAUUUCAACAAGGGGUUCGACAAUCUGAUGACGGUUGACGACUACAGCACCCGCGAGUUCCUAAGACGAGGCGGCCCAGACGGAACGCUGCCCAAGUAUGACUUCUUUGCCAUCCAGUGGAUGGAAACCCAAGGGACCUCAACCAACCUCUUCGACCAGGCCUUUUCCGAGAGCGUAAUGGACUCGUUCGACUUUGAGAACCCAACGCGCGAUGUCGAGUGGUUCUGCAUCGAGAGCGGCACAUCACUCCUCACCGACGCCAUGCAAGCCAGUCUCAGCACCAAGGUUGAGACAGGUAAGCGUGUCGAGGUCAUCUCCAUCAACUGGACCUCACAUGACGACGGCAACAUGUCUGUCAAAUGUGCCGGUGAAACCGAAGCCCGCACGGGAUACAGCACCGUGUUCAGCACCACAACCCUCGGUUGCCUCGGCCGCAUGGACUUGCGCAGCCUCGAGCUCCAUCCCUCGCAGAAGGACGCCAUUCGCGCCCUGCACUACGACGAAUCAGUCAAGGUGGCUCUCAAGUUCUCGUACCCCUGGUGGAUUGUCGACUGUGGCAUCACCGAAGGCGGGGUUGCCAGCACCGAUCUGCCGCUGCGAACAUGCGUCUACCCAUCCUACAACCUUCACGACGGCAAGGAAAACCCCGCCGGGCUGCUGGCCUCAUACACUUGGGCACAGGACGCCACCCGCGUAGGCUCUCUCGUCAACAACCGCGCAUCCCCCGCCGGUGAGGAGAAACUUGUUGAGCUCAUCCUCCGCGACCUCGCCCUCCUGCACGCUGAAACUAUACCAUACGACAAGAUUCGAGCUGCUUUCACCGGCGUCCACCACGCCUAUUUGUGGCCGCAGGACCCGAAUACGGCCGGUGCCUUUGCAUUGUUUGGGCCGGGCCAGUUUAGCAACCUGUACCCGUACUUGACGCGCCCCGCGGCUGACAGCAAGUUCCACAUUGUUGGGGAGGCAUCGAGCGCCCACCAUGCCUGGAUCGUUGGGGCUCUCGACAGUGCCGUCGCCGCCGUGUUGCGCUUCCUCAAGCGGUUCGAGUUGCGUGACCAGCUCAGGGAGCUCGAAGAGAAGUGGGAAGGUGUCGAGGAGCUGGAGACAGGUGCGAAGGGCACAUUGCAUUUGCAGGUCGCAAUGGGGAUGUUGAGGGAAAAGAACCAGGUCAAGGUUUGA
Podospora anserina S mat+ is the source of this 1875-nucleotide messenger RNA. RefSeq lists its product as uncharacterized. Bases 1 to 1875 code for a protein of 624 amino acids. Gene Ontology annotation, biological process: amino acid catabolic process. Lineage: Eukaryota; Fungi; Ascomycota; Sordariomycetes; Sordariales; Podosporaceae. Gene Ontology annotation, molecular function: L-amino-acid oxidase activity; polyamine oxidase activity. The record is from RefSeq and is a predicted model, not a curated record. The transcript has a single exon.